UGGGUGUAUAUAUAGGUGUCUUUUGGUGAACCAUUUUGCUUCAUUGGUUUACUAAUUAACUAGCCAUGGCUGAUGAAUUCAAGCAUUUGGUUUUGGUGAAGUUCAAGGAAGAUGUGGUGGUGGAGGACAUUCUAAAAGGAUUGGAAAAGCUUGUUCAAGAAAUGGAUAUUGUCAAGUCUUUUGUUUGGGGAAAAGAUGCUGAAAGCCACGAGAUGCUAAGACAAGGUUUCACUCAUGCUUUCUUGAUGACAUUCAGUAACAAAGAUGACUAUACUACAUUUGUUAGUCACCCAAAUCAUGUGGAAUUUUCUGCUACUUUCUCCACUGUAAUUGACAAGGCUGUGCUACUGGAUUUCCCUGCUAUUUCUGUUAAAGCUCCUGCUCCAGCUUGACCAUAUGAUCAUUGUCACAAAAAAAUAAAAAAAGCUAGUUGUAUGUGUGCAUCUAUGUUUCAAUAUGGUUUGAUUUGUUUAGGAUGUUAUUUGGCUGUUUGAAGUUCAACUGUUCUAGUGUGUGCAAUGUGAACAAUCUAUUAUCUUUGCUUCCCAAAUUGUGGAUGGUUAAGACAUGUAAUCUAUCACGUCUAUGAAGUAUCUUGCAAUAAAGGCUUAAUACAUACUUCCCAAA
This is a messenger RNA of Nicotiana tabacum (common tobacco), 627 nucleotides long. Its product is annotated as stress-response A/B barrel domain-containing protein At5g22580. The record is from RefSeq and is a predicted model, not a curated record. Lineage: Eukaryota; Viridiplantae; Streptophyta; Magnoliopsida; Solanales; Solanaceae.